Molecule: messenger RNA, 1293 nt
Organism: Frieseomelitta varia
Lineage: Eukaryota; Metazoa; Arthropoda; Insecta; Hymenoptera; Apidae
Product: mevalonate kinase
Exons: 2
Coding region: 1-1143 (380 amino acids)
Biological process (GO): cholesterol biosynthetic process; isoprenoid biosynthetic process
Cellular component (GO): cytoplasm
Molecular function (GO): mevalonate kinase activity; ATP binding
Source: RefSeq, a predicted model, not a curated record
AUGAUUCAAUUUAAAGUAUCUGCCCCAGGAAAAAUAAUUCUUUUUGGAGAACAUGCUGUGGUAUAUGGAAAAACAGCUGUUGCAGCUAGCGUAGACUUACGUACAGUUCUGAAUUUCACUGAACUACCUGAAACAGAACAGAUUAUUAAGAUAUGUUUUCCUAAAGUAAAUUCAUUUAUUAAUGUAUCUUUACAACAAAUACAACAUUUUUUUCUUACUAAUAUUGAUAUAGAAUUCGUGGAAAAUUAUGAAAUAUUUUAUAAUAAAGUAAAAGAAUUUGUUUCCAUUAUUAGUUAUGCGAAUUUGCAACAAAAAUUAAGUCUUGAAGCAUUUUUUUAUCUUUUCAUUUACAUUACGCAGAAAGAAGAGAUCGAAAUAAAACCAUUUCAAGUUCAAUUAAAUACAGAACUGGGAAUUGGUUCCGGACUUGGUAGUUCCAGUUCCUUUGCCGUUUGUCUUGCUACGUGUUUUCUAUAUUGGUCGCGUUUGCAAAAGGGUAUUUACGAAAUAUUAGAUUUUUCUACUUUAGAUACUAUCUCAAAAUACGCUCUAAAUUGUGAGAGAAUUAUGCACGGAAAUCCAUCUGGAAUAGACAACUCCGUCUGUACAUAUGGAUCGAUAAUAGAAUUCAAAAAGGGUGAUUAUGUAAAGCCAAUAAGUAAUGUGCACGCUCUGAAAAUUUUAUUGGUAGAUACAAGAGUGAAUAGAAGCACAAAAGCUUUAGUUGAAAGAUUAUUAGAACUGAAGCAUAGAUAUCCAGUUAUUAUCGAUCUGAUUAUGAGCUCUAUAGAUAAUAUAUCCAAAGAGGCAAUUAAAAUUAUUGAAAAAUUGAAAACAGUUUCCGUUGAUGAUGAAUAUUUUUUCGAGGGAUAUAGACAGUUAAUGACUCUUAUUAAUAUGAAUCAAGGUCUGCUAGCCACAUGUCAAGUUUCUCAUCCGUCGUUAGAUAGAAUUUGUGCAGAAGCACAAAAUUAUGCUUUGGCAGCAAAGCUUACAGGUGCUGGAGGUGGUGGACAUGCAUAUAUUCUUUUAUUGCCGGAUACGCAACCGGAAACUAUUUCGAGUAUAUCGCGAAAAUUAAUUGCAGAUGGAUUUACUGUCAAAUUAACAACUUUAGGAGGUCCUGGGGUACAAAUUAAUUAAUAAUUUUGUAAUAAAUAUUAAUACAAAUGAUAUUUUCAAUGUAAUAUAAAUUUUAUUUAUACUUAUCAAAAGUAUUUCUAAUUCAAUAUCCUUCUUAUAUUUUCCUUUUUCAAUAAUCAUGAUAGAUGAAUUUAAAAUGUUACAAAUUAA